UUCUUCAUUUUCCUGUUCUGGCAUUCUCCUGACACAUCGCUGCCUUCAUCCACCUUUUUUCCUCUGUGGGUUUGCUCAACUGCAGAACAACUAACACCUGAAAUGGGAGAGUGGGAUGCGCUGAGCCGCCUGCUGGAUAAAGUGCAGAGCCACUCCACGGUGAUCGGCAAGGUCUGGCUCACAGUGCUGUUUGUCUUCCGCAUCCUGGUCCUGCGCACCGGCGCUGACAAGGUGUGGGGCGAUGAGCAAUCGGACUUUAUCUGCAACACUCAGCAGCCCGGCUGUGAGAAUGUCUGUUAUGACUUCGCCUUCCCCAUCUCUCAUGUUCGUUUUUGGAUUCUUCAGAUUGUCGCCGUGGCGACUCCGAUGCUGCUUUAUCUUGGUCACGUCCUUCAUGUGAUCCACAGUGAGAAGAAGGUGAAGGAGAGAAUGAAGAAGCAGGCAGAGCUGGAUGACCAAGCCAGUCUGUUCCUUAGGAGGGCCUACAAAGUUCCCAAGUACACCAAGAGCAGUGGCAAGAUCACCAUCCGUGGCUGUCUCCUUCGCAGUUAUGUCCUCCAUCUUUUUGCCAAGCUUGUCCUAGAAGCUGGGUUCAUAGUGGGUCAGUACUGUCUUUACGGCUUCACUCUCGAGCGUCGGUAUGUCUGCAGACAGCCCCCUUGCCCUCACGAGGUGGACUGUUUCAUAUCCAGGCCUACAGAGAAAUCUGUUUUCAUCUGGUGCAUGCUGGUGUCAGCGUCCCUUUCCCUCAUCCUCUGCAUGAUUGAGCUGAUCUAUUUGUGUGUGAAAGCUGUGAAGGAGUGCAUGGCGAGGAGGCAGGACUACACUGUGACCCCGGUGACACCUCCGGUUUCAGAAAGGAACGUGUUUAAAAGGCGGGAUGAGAUGAUCCAGAAUUGUGUCAACUUGGAGCUGGAGUUGCAAGGACGGAAGUUAGGGGUGAAUGGAAUCACAGGCGGGGUCAGUGAGGUCAUUAAAAAUGGUUCAGCUGAUAACAUGUGCGAGGUCCGCAUCUGAAGCAUGUGAUAAGUGGUACGUGUCUACAUCCCAGUGGUUCCCUUGGAGUUCCAGUAUUUGUGUGCUUUGGCUUCUGGGAAGAACGGGGGCAAGUGUGCGAUGACUAAUGAUGAAGGGAAGGGGCAGCCAGCUGCUGUAAACAGGACUCAGUCACAUGCAAAGUGUCGCUUAUAACAACAAAUGUCUGUGAAAUAUUACAAAAACAGCAAACAUUUUUCAAACCAUUUCUUGCUGUUGACAGACCCAUGACUUUAAAAUAUUGUAGAUUAAAUUUUUGAUAGAUUUUGUUAAGGGUACUUUGCUGGAAUGAUUUAAAACUAUGUAUCAUUAUAAUUUUAAUUCAAUAAACCUCAAAACUCAAAUUGCAGUACAA
Molecule: messenger RNA, 1390 nt
Organism: Monopterus albus (swamp eel)
Lineage: Eukaryota; Metazoa; Chordata; Actinopteri; Synbranchiformes; Synbranchidae
Gene: gja11
Product: gap junction protein, alpha 11
Exons: 4
Coding region: 103-1017 (304 amino acids)
Biological process (GO): cell-cell signaling
Cellular component (GO): connexin complex
Molecular function (GO): gap junction channel activity
Source: RefSeq, a predicted model, not a curated record